GCACAGAUGGACAAACUUCAUGCCAUUCAGCGAGUUGCUGCAGCGCCAUUGGUUGGCUGGUCGAAGGGGCAGGCAUGCUGAGGCUCCCGGAAGCACAGAAAGCCCGCAGCACGUUGUGAACUCUGAGCCUGAGAGCAGUGGGUGCUUAGCAACAGGGGAGGUGCCCAGUAACGAGGCAAUGUGGCUGAAGGUCGGGGGCCUACUUCGGGGGACUGGUGGACAGCUGGGCCAGACUGUUAGUCGACCUUGUGGGGCCCAGGGGCCUGGGCCCCACUGCUGGUGGCCAUGUGGAGGUUCUUGGGCCCAAAAGUUUUACCAGGAUGGGCCUGGGAGAGGCCUGGGUGAAGAGGACAUUCGUAGGGCACGAGAGGCGCGUCCCAGGAAAACACCCCGGCCCCAGCUGAGUGACCGCUCUCGAGAACGCAAGGUGCCUGCCUCCCGCAUCAGCCGCUUGGCCAACUUUGGUGGGCUGGCUGUGGGCUUGGGGCUGGGAGCGCUGGUCGAGAUGGCUAAGAAGUCCCUGCCAGGAGGUCAUUUAAAGUCAGAGGAUGGCUCUGGGCCAGACUCCAGCCCCUUCCUGUCGGAGGCCAAUGCAGAGCGGAUCGUGCAGACUUUAUGUACAGUUCGAGGGGCCGCCCUCAAGGUUGGCCAGAUGCUCAGCAUCCAGGACAACAGCUUUAUCAGCCCUCAGCUGCAGCGCAUCUUCGAGCGGGUCCGCCAGAGCGCCGACUUCAUGCCCCGCUGGCAGAUGCUGAGAGUUCUCGAAGAGGAGCUUGGCAAGGACUGGCAGGCCAAGGUGGCCUCCCUGGAGGAGGUGCCCUUUGCCGCUGCCUCGAUCGGGCAGGUGCACCAGGGCCUGCUGAGGGACGGGACGGAGGUGGCUGUGAAGAUCCAGUACCCUGGUGUGGCCCAGAGCAUUCAGAGUGAUGUACAGAACCUGCUGGCGGUGCUCCGGAUGAGCGCGGCUCUGCCCGAGGGCCUAUUUGCUGAGCAGAGCCUGCAGGCCUUGCAACAGGAGCUGGCUUGGGAGUGUGACUACCGUCGUGAGGCAGCCUGUGCCCAGAACUUCAGGCAGCUGCUGGCAAAUGACCCCUUCUUCCGAGUGCCAGCCGUGGUUAAGGAGCUGAGCACGACACGGGUGCUGGGCAUGGAGCUAGCCGGAGGGGUGCCCCUGGACCAGUGUCAGGGCCUGAGCCAGGACCUGCGGAAUGAGAUUUGCUUCCAGCUCCUGACGCUGUGUCUGCGGGAGCUGUUUGAAUUCCGAUUCAUGCAAACCGACCCCAACUGGGCCAACUUCCUGUAUGACGCCUCCAGCCACCAGGUGACUCUGCUGGACUUUGGUGCAAGCCGGGAGUUUGGGACGGAGUUCACAGACCAUUACAUUGAGGUGGUAAAGGCUGCAGCUGACAGAGACAGAGACCGUGUCCUACAGAAGUCCAAGGACCUCAAAUUCCUCACAGGCUUUGAAACCAAGGCAUUCUCCGACGCCCACGUGGAGGCAGUGAUGAUCCUGGGGGAGCCCUUCGCCACCCAGGGCCACUAUGACUUUGGGUCCGGGGAAACUGCCCACCGCAUACAGGACUUCAUCCCAGUGCUGCUGCGGCACCGGCUGUGCCCCCCACCGGAGGAGACCUAUGCCCUGCACCGCAAGCUAGCAGGGGCUUUCCUGGCCUGCGCCCGCCUCCGAGCCCGCAUCGCCUGCAGGGACCUCUUCCAGGACACCUACCACCGCUACUGGGCCAGUCGCCAGCCAGACACAGCCACUGCCGGCAGCCUCCCGAUCAAAGGGGACUCCAGGGCAGAUCCCUCAUGACAGCCUCUGGGGGGAUUGCGUCCCCAUAGCAGGCCAUACCCUGCUGUGGUGCCUUUUAUCCCUUCCCCAUCUGCCCUGGGUCGGGGGAGCCCCUUGGGCUUUCCAGCCUUGCCUGGCUCCCCUCUUUGGCCCAGGAGCUCAGGGUUCCUGGGGCUGGGGAACUCUCAACUUCGUGCCCUAGAUCCUGUGCCUCCCCACUCCAAAGUGGGCAUCCGGGAACUCUAAGCCAGGGAAGUGGUUAACUUAUCUUUGGCAACAUUUGAGGGAGCGUUGGGCCCCCGCAUGCCGUUAUGCAGAUCCGGACUCAUCAGGGGGAGCCCUCACCUCUGCCUCAGGUCUCCGGGUAGAAGGCGAGAUGGUGGUCCUGGAGGCAGUCAUCACCUCUGCCUUCCUCGCUCCUCCACCAGCUGCCUUCUCGCGGGUUCCAGCCUCUCAAUGUGUUGGAGGGUAGGGGUAGAGGUGGGGGAGCUGAACCUUCAGUUGGAAUAAAAGCAGCCUUCCC
This is a messenger RNA of Sapajus apella (tufted capuchin), 2315 nucleotides long. RefSeq names its product coenzyme Q8B (gene COQ8B). Gene Ontology annotation, biological process: ubiquinone biosynthetic process. Gene Ontology annotation, molecular function: kinase activity. Gene Ontology annotation, cellular component: extrinsic component of mitochondrial inner membrane. The record is from RefSeq and is a predicted model, not a curated record. The coding region runs from base 20 to 1813 and encodes 597 amino acids. The transcript is spliced from 15 exons. NCBI's taxonomy places the organism in Eukaryota, Metazoa, Chordata, Mammalia, Primates, Cebidae.